AAAAAAAUAAAAAAAAUAUCAAGACAAGAGAGCUCCACCCACCUGGUCUCUCUGGAUACACCAACAACCCUAAUUUUCUCCGUCAAUUCCCCCUUUCUUUCUUUCUUUCAUUUUCAUUUUCACAUAAUAAUAAUCGUCUCUCUCAAUUCCUCUUCAUUUCAUCCCUUUCUUCUCAAUUUCCAACUUCACCUCUAUAUAUAUAUAUACCAUAGGGAUAUGGUGGGAAGAGGAGGCUCAUCGUUGGAUCGUAAGCGAAUCAACGAUGCCUUAGAUAAGCACUUAGAGAAGACCACUUCAUCUCCUUCAACUUCUAGGGUUUUCAAAGACAAACUCUCCGUACCUUCAACUUCUGCAGCUCCUGCUUCUGCUAAAUCCUUUCAACACCCUUCAUCCUCCGCCAAAACCAACGCCUCAGAUGAGGAAUCUGAAACAGACAGCGAGGAAUCUGACGUUAGUGGUUCCGACGAAGAGGAUACUUCUUGGAUUUCUUGGUUUUGCAACUUACGUGGAAAUGAAUUUUUCUGUGAAGUUGAUGAUGAUUACAUCCAAGACGAUUUUAAUUUAUGUGGAUUAAGCAGUCAAGUUCCUUACUUUGAUUAUGCCCUUGAUUUAAUUCUCGAUGUGGAGUCCUCUCAUGGAGAUAUGUUCACUGAGGAGCAGAACGAACUUGUUGAAUCAGCAGCGGAGAUGUUGUACGGCUUGAUACAUGUGCGGUACAUAUUAACUACCAAGGGACUUUCUGCGAUGUUGGAUAAAUACAAAAACUAUGACUUUGGACGGUGUCCAAGAGUUUAUUGCUGUGGUCAACCUUGCCUUCCCGUUGGUCAAGCGGACAUACCGCGUUCAAGUACCGUGAAAAUUUAUUGUCCCAAGUGUGAAGACAUCUACUACCCUCGAUCUAAAUACCAAGGCAAUAUUGAUGGUGCUUAUUUUGGCACCACUUUCCCUCACUUGUUCUUGAUGACUUAUGGCCACCUGAAGCCACAAAAAGCAACUCAAAAUUACGUCCCGAGAGUAUUUGGUUUCAAGCUCCAUAAACCGUGAUAGUGGGUCCCGCCUACCAGACCCUAUUGCCCGAUCUUUGAUUCUACACACGGUUCCAUCAAGCCAGGUUGGUUAAAUUACAGAUUUGUCGAGUAAAAGGCAGAAACUUGAUUAUUUGGCAAAUAGGGAUGUUUUCUGGCCUGUCUAUUUUUGAGCAAAAACUUGUGUUGGGAAAGUACUUGAGAACAUGUUAACAUAGUAGUUGCAAGUCAACUUUUUAUUUUCUUUUUUAUUUUUUAUAAUUGGUUUGGAAAUUUAUAUGGAAAUUCACGUGGCCUUGUAGUAAACUAGUAGUUGUACUUUGUUACGGACUUGCUAACUUUGGACGGGUUAUUUAAAAGACAUGUUCAGUGCCGAUUAUGAUAUAUUUCGGUUCUAAACAUGGGCACUAAUUCUGAAACUA
This is a messenger RNA of Helianthus annuus (common sunflower), 1447 nucleotides long. Its product is annotated as putative casein kinase II subunit beta-4. The record is from RefSeq and is a predicted model, not a curated record. Gene Ontology annotation, cellular component: protein kinase CK2 complex; cytoplasm. NCBI's taxonomy places the organism in Eukaryota, Viridiplantae, Streptophyta, Magnoliopsida, Asterales, Asteraceae. The coding region runs from base 217 to 1044 and encodes 275 amino acids. The transcript is spliced from 5 exons. Gene Ontology annotation, molecular function: protein kinase regulator activity.